AUGUCAAGCUCCUUUGAAAAGUCGGUCAAGGGCGGCACCAAGAUCAAACUUGCAGCGCCAAAGUCCAAAUAUGUCGAGCACAUCUUGGUCGCAACACACACCGGAGAUGCCGGCGUCGCAGAGAUCUUUCGCGCCUUGACCAACCGGUUGCGCGACACCACAUGGACCAUUGUUUUCAAAAGUCUCAUCAUCGUCCACCUCAUGAUAAGAGAGGGCGCCCCCGAGGUCACCCUCCGCCAUCUGUCCAAGAACCCACGCCACAGCCUCGCCCUGCAUCAAUUCACCGAGAUCCAAUCGCAAGGUCACAACAUACAAACAUAUGCAGAGUAUCUUUUGCAUCGGGCCAUCGAGUUUGGAGCCAUAAAAGUCGACUAUGUGCGCGGCGGUGAAGGACGGCUCAAGCGGAUGACUGUGGACAAGGGCCUGUUGCGCGAGACGGAGAGCAUACAAACUCAAAUCAAAUACCUAAUUCGAUGCGAGCCAUUCCACGAUGAGCCGGAAAACGAGAUUACGCUGACUGCCUUCCGUUUACUCACCAUGGACCUCCUCGUGCUUUUCCAUGUCAUGAAUGAGGGAACCAUUAAUGUCCUUGAACACUACUUCGAACUGUCCAAGCCGGAUGCUCAACGUGCCUUGAAUAUCUACCGUACUUUUGUCAAGCAGACUGAGGCUGUCGUCCAGUAUCUGAGUGUAGCUCGGUUGCAUGAGCAUUCGACACGAUUGGAAAUCCCAAAGAUCAAGCACGCCCCUACCAGUCUGGCGAACGCAUUGGAGGAGUAUCUCAAUGACAAGGAUUUUGAGGUGAACCGCAGACAAUUCAUUGCCGAGAAGGAAGCGAAGAAGUUGGGAGGCAAAUCGACCAACGGAGCCAGCAAGCCACUGGGAGAAACAAAAUCCACGCCCGCACCGGCGGCGGCAGUCAAUCAAGCACCAGAAUUACCGAAACAGGACACCAGCCUUCCUUUAAUUGACUUGUUCGGCUCCAUUGAAAACAACCAGCAGACUAUGGCUCAGCCUAUGCAGCAAUUCCCACAACAGACCGGCUUCCAGCAACCUAACGCUCAGAUGCAGCAACAACCAGGUAACAUGGGCUUUCCUCAGCAGCAGCAACCGAUUUUCAACCAACAAACUGCUCAAUCUACGAAUCCUUUUGCGCAAAUGCAGCAACAACAGCAACAGCCGCCUCAGCUCCAAACGCAGUUCACAGGUGCUGGUUUUGGUGGCUAUACGCCCCAACCUUUUGGCAAUCAGAGUUCCCUUGGAUCAAUACCGCAGAAUGGUAUGGCCGAUUUCUCGCAACAGCCCUCACAACAAUUCCAGACCACGGCUUCACCACUGCAGCCGCAGGCGACAUCUACCAACCCCUUCCGGCAGUCCAUGCUACCACCCCAAGCAACUGGUCUACCGCCCCCACCCGUGCUUGGAAAUUCCACUGGCUCCUCCUCCCCCAUCGGCCGACAAGGGACCAAUCCCUUCUCAAAACCCCAAUCGACCCUUUCACCACCCGGUUCAUCACACUUCUCUGCCUCACCCAUGCAAUCGCCACAGCAACCGUCACCUUUUGCGCCACAGCAGUCUCUGCAACCACUGCAACCCGCUCCUACAGGGACUAAUCCCUUUGCGCGCACCGCCUCGCCCUCUCAGGGCACACCAUCUCCUCAAGGAGGUCUUACCGUCCACGCAACUGGCAGUACAAAUCCAUUUCGUCAAAGCGCAUUCGUGAAUCAGCAGACAGGACAGGGCUGGCAGAACAGUGGUUCGGGUAUGCUGGGAGGAAUGAGCGUCGAUCAAGUUCCAACCACAAGCGUGUUCCCGCGUCCAGGGCAGCAGCAGCAGCAGCAGCAGCAAACGCAGAACUUUUUGGGCUAG
Messenger RNA from Periconia digitata, 1869 nucleotides. Lineage: Eukaryota; Fungi; Ascomycota; Dothideomycetes; Pleosporales; Periconiaceae. The record is from the annotation of a GenBank genome assembly.